AUGAUCGCCACCGGUGGACUACUGCGCAUGAACCGGCGCCAGGAUUCCUUACGUGCCAAAAACCGUGCCGAAAACAAACGCAAGCGGAAAGCCAAAAAGAAGAAAAAGAAUGAUGUGGUUGUGGUCAAAGGAAAGCUAAACCUUUGCUCCCCGGCCGGCCUCGUGGCAGCUGUGGGAAUAUUGGUUUUAUUAGUUGGCGUCUCCAUGGCUGUUUUGGGAUACUGGCCGAGUCAAAACCAACAGGAAUACCAGGAGAGGAGGCGCACUGGGGUGUUCUAUCGAAGCUACGCAAAAAAUCAUGCUACUUCUGCUAAUGUUACCAUUGAGAAAACACCUUUGGACCACAUGUUUAACGCUAGCCAUGCUAAUAACAGCAGCAAUGGUAUCCCGGAGCCAGCGUCGCACUGUGGAUUUCUAUGCGAUUUCCUCAAUAACUACUUAUACUCCGACAAUCUUAAAGUCUUUGGGCCGCUCGUGAUGGGAAUCGGAAUUUUCUUGUUCAUUUGCGCCAAUGCUGUGCUCCACGAAAACCGAGACAAGAAAACCAAAAUCAUAAACUUACGGGACAUCUAUUCCACGGUGAUAGACUUGCAUAGCGUUCGGGCUAAGGAGUACUCCCCGCUGAACGGUUUGGUAAAUUACACACAAGCGAGGAGCGCGGAGGGGCCUUCUAAUCCACAUGCAGCAAGCGGAAAGUUGACCCGAAGUUCUUGGCCGUCUACUGGAAUAGGUUUUCAGGGCGAACUUGGUAGCGAUGAGGUUUUCAGGCGCCCAUCGCUUGUCGAAAGGCCUCGUAGCUAUUCGAGAGACAUCCAAACGUUCACGGAUACAGUUUAUAGCAUCUACAAAGACUACAGCAAUAGCGCGGACCAAACGCCACAACCUAAACCGUGGGACCCCACUUCCAUUGUGGCCUCGUCAGUCAACGCGUUUACGCUACCGGUGAUCAAACUCAACAAUUGCGAGGAUACGGAAGAGUCAGAGAUGCUUGCAGCAGCGGAAAGAGGCUGCUCCGAGGAGGAAGUUGUCAUUGAAACCGCCAUUGAAAUGCAAAGCAAUGAUGAAGAUUUAGAUAUGAGUCAAACCGAAGACACGCUAGCCACCGAUUUGGAUACGUCUUCGGAGCAACCAAACCACAAAGAGGACGAGGAGACUGAUGUCGCAGUUGCGGUAGUGACCUCUGAGCAACAGGAAACGGAAGAGCGCGAGAACUGGAUCCAGCUUUUUCCUCCACAGUCUUCUUGUUCUGUAAAUGUGACCAAAGGAUCGCGGUUAUCUUUGAACUCUCUUACGGGGGAGGGGGAGCCGAGGUUGGUACGUCGCUGUAGCUUGUCUGUAACCGCGGGUCGGCAAGGCGAACGGGCGAGGCGGUUCAGCUGCCCCAAACUCGAACGCUCAAACAGUAAGGGCUACAUCAAAUUGACGGACCUGGGAGGAGAGUCCUUCGAAGCCCCCGAUAGUGAGAACUCUCUGGUGGGAAGUGAAGGAGAUGUAACUGCGGAUACCAAGGUGGACAUAGAAGCUCAGGGAGGGGAUGAAGAACAGAUGGCGGCCAGGGUGUCCUCCGCGGAAGUCUAG
Molecule: messenger RNA, 1578 nt
Organism: Knipowitschia caucasica
Lineage: Eukaryota; Metazoa; Chordata; Actinopteri; Gobiiformes; Gobiidae
Source: the annotation of a GenBank genome assembly